AUGAAGCGCCCUCUUGCCGGAGCGAUUUCCUACAUUCUACUUAACGCCAUCGUCAAUGGUUUGUGCAUUUUGAUGGUUAUUUACAUGCAGUGCUAUGUCUGUCUUCAUUAGGAAACCACAUACUGUAUUCUAAGAAUAGAUACCAGCAUUGAAUAAUCUACACAUUCACUAAUACGUUUGAGUGUAGUCAAACACGGGUUGGUCGGGGCAAGCAGGCAUGGCGCGAAUUUUGCCUGCGGUUACUUUAAGAGCUUUUGCGAAAAUAAAGUUAGCUUAUAGAAUGCUUUUUUUCUUAAUUUCUAAUUCUCAGUAAACAGAUGCUGAAAACACAGAUGUUUCAAAUCACACACAUAUAACCCCAUGACGUGUAGAAAACCAUAAGCUAAUGGAAUUAAACAACCAAGACUCCAAAAUAUUCGGCAAAUAACUUAAAAUACUAAGGAGGCAUUGCCAUAAAAUUUCUAUGACAUUAUGACGUGUAUUGGUGAUCUCUAAGUUAACAAAUGCACUCAGGCCUAUUUACUUGCUCAGAAGUAAAUGCUUUGCACGUCCAAUCUCUCUGAAUACAUUUGCUGAGCACCGUCAAUUGGAGAGUUAACGCAGGUCAGAGCAAGCAUAGGAAUACAGUAAUCUCAGGAAGCUAGGCUGAUGUUUGGCUUUUUAUGUAAGACAAACUAGCGCUAAUGCUUUUUGUAAAAUAAGAAUUAAAUUAAAAUACGUCUCCGCAGGUAUGGUGAAAGCUAUCGAAAUCGAGCGUGGUUUUCCGACUGCCUGUGGGGUUUCUGCGAUUCAAGGGAAGCUCAGAGUGGAAGCCGCUAGAAUGAAAAUCCGCCCAACGCCCCACAGCUGGCCGUGGCACGUAAGCAACGGACGAUUAAUUAAUAAGUAUAUUUAUUAAUAAAAACCUAAAAAGUAAAAGCCAAGUAUAGUCUGAUAACAUAUGUCUUUUAAUUGACUUGAUCCGUUCAUUUAACAUAAUAUCUGUAUAUGAGAGCACUAAAUUGAUACACCAUUCAGCGGACAGUGACAAAGACCAUCAAUCUUUGUAAGUCAAUCAUUCGCGAAGUUAGUGAAUUCAACUUAAUAAGAACGUGAUUCAAGGGGAAUAUUACGUCCCGUUUCUAACUGCUGCUUCAUGACUUGAAGUCUCGCAAAACCCUAUAUACUUGGAUCGCGGUAUAAAAUUUUCACAAAUUAUUCACUGACUAUUUCAGUCUCCUAGAAUUGUCAUAUGGCUUAGUAACUCAGCGUGACGUAUUGCACUGGCGGGCUUUUCAUUAUAUUUAUCAUCAAUGGUUUUGAUUAAGAGUUAAAAAAUGGUAGAAGUCUUCUAAAAAUGACAGCGUUUGUCACAGAGCUUCGUUCAUUUACCGGUGCGAAAUGAAUGCAGAAUAGCCAAAAGUCUGACCUUAAGUAGCGCAAGCGUAAUUAUUCAUAAACGCGAGUUAAAAUAAGGUUUCAAAUGCUCACGCACGGAUGACAAUCUUAGACCUUCAAUAGUCAUUCCAAGCCAUUUUUAAAAACACCACGCUAGAGGUUUAUCUUCACGUUAGAGCAAAGAUACACCACGUUUGCAGAUUUAAUUCAAGGAUAUCUGGGUGCUACGCAGCAAAUCUGACCCAUUCAAUUUAAAUUUCUGUCAAUUUUCUUUUUUUUAAGGUGGGCCUAUGGUCGCGAGUUUAUGGUGAUCGGCCCUACUGUGGAGGAACACUGAUCAGUCGCUCUCUCGUCCUCACUGCGGCACAUUGCGUUAAAAAUGUCAUUGGUUGCAGAUAUAACCCAUUUGACGGUCUGAUCGACAUGACCAUUACGUCCGAGUACCCGCUUUUUGUGUUGAUUGGUGCUCAUGAUUUCACGCAAGCUGAUCUUUCUCGCCAAUUGCGGCGCGUGCAGUACGUAGCCAUUCACCCGAAAUACAAUGCAACCUUGAAUUUUAGUGGCUACGACAUCGCGAUAUUAAAGUUAUUCGAGCCAAUUAUUCCAGGUAACCCGUUGCAAUACUGGCGUGAAAUUUUGCUAAAUUUAUUAUCAUCUGCUGUGCAAGUAGUAUCGCUAUAAUGCUCCUGCUUUAAUCAUGUAUAAAUUUUUCAAUAUCAACAGUGAUUUUUGUUCAUAGGUUGAAAUAUGGCUAAGCCUGUCGCCGUCAUCGUCUUCCUCCUUUUCUUUUUACCAUUUACCAUUCGCGUAAAUUUCGAUGCGCUCUAGUCAACAUCUUUCUCGAACUUCUAUGAAGAUCACAACAUUUCAUAUCUGUCAGCACAAUUUUCCCUUUAACUUGUCAAGAGGAGCGUGUAUCGGUGCUUUGCUUCCCGAGCGGAGGCGUCGAGCUGCCACUGGGCUUCCCCUGCUACUACGUCGGUUGGGGAAGUAUGAUUACGCCCUGGUCGAAUGGAGAAAGAAGAUUUCCGAAGACGCUGAGGGAGGCCAUAGUAAAAAUAGAGUCGGAUGAACGUUGCCAGGAGCACUAUGGCCAUAACUUUGCUGACAGUACUUCAUGCGUGCUAGCAACAGGCCAGGUAAUUCAUGGAACUUUACAAAUGCUGACACCGGUUUUAACACUUUAUUGGCAAAAUACAGUAAUGCUUAAUUCAUAUGAAUAGUAUUUGUUUUCAGUAUAGCAUUAGGGACAAAGAAAAGGGACACUGGGAUGGCCAGUUCUGUCUUAUCAUUCCUCAUGAUCCCGCCAUACGUGACAGGACGCUUGCAAUUGUAAAGCCUGUAAUCGGCGUCGUGUUGAAUAGAAGUACAAAGUUCGUUGUCCUGUAGGUAACGAUCGGGUGUAAACAAUGUUAGGAGGAUGCGCAUCGGUCAUGUUACGAAACAUACGCUUCCCAUCGUGCCUUUUCGUUCGAGCGUUUAGGGUAUGGCCGACGUACUACAAUGUCGGUAAUACCAUUCUAUCUAUAUAUAAUGAAAUAGUACCGACAAAUACAAGGGCUUACUAGUCGUCGCCAGCCGGUCAUACCUAGCCCCAAGCAUGGAUCACUGAAGAUUCGAACUCGGGAUCUUUGGUUAUAUCGUUUGACACUCUACCACUGAGCCAUGGGCCCGUUGCCCUGCCGAUUGUGGUCGGGAAUAUCAAUUAUGGCAGAUAAGUGUACACCGAUCAGGUUACGAAACAUGCUCGUUCUGUCAUGCUUUGGGGCUCUUACUGGAACCCUGGCAGACAGCCGCGCAGCGACUAUUAGUAAACGUCAAGCGAUAGUACCGACAAAGACAUAAAUGGCCAUUUCAAUCAACAUUGUCUUUGUCGGUACUAUCUCAGUACAUUUACUACUAUUCGCUGUGCGACUGCCUGCUAGGUUUCUAUUAUGAGCACAAAUCACCAUUUCAAUAUAUAUAUAUAUAUAUAUAAAUAUAUAUAUAAUAUUUCGUAUCACAACCGACAGGACAACGGGCCCGUGGCGUAAUUGUAGAGCGUUAAACUCCAUGACCAAAUAUGCCGGGUUCGAAUCUUAAGUCAUCGAAACUUGGGGUUGGGUAUGACUGGUUGAUGAAGGCUAAGAAGCCCGAAAUGGCCAUUCCGGUCUCCCUUGUAUUUGUCGGUACUACUUGAUUUACGUCAUAUAUGUGGAUCACUUGAAAUUCGAACCCGUAUGACUAGCUGAUGACGGCUAAUAAGCCAGAAAUGGCCAUUCCGGUCUCACUUAUUUUUGUCGGUAUCACCUUAUCAACAUAUAUCACUAGUCGCUGUGCGACUGCCUGCGAGGGUUUAAGUAUGAGCCCCAAGGCACAACAGAACGAGCAUGUUCUGUAACCUGAUCGGUGAGCGCCCAUCUGUCAUAUAUAUAUAUAUAUAUAUAUCAAGUGAAUAAUUUGAGAAAUUACUCGGUGCAGGACAUGGAGUUAAAUCUCCGGGACAUGGCUUUUUAGGGUCAGAACCGAACUUUCAAUAAACAUUCAAAUCAAAGACAAUCAACUACUGUGAAAUCACCACGUAAUGCCCAUUCUACAAACAAGUAGUGCUACGAAAAGUGUGAAAUUCAUAUGGUAAAGGUAUUAUACCGUACUCCCAAAACAGAUACUUGCUAAAAGACCAGACACGUGUUUAGCCGAUAUUCUGCCCCGCGUGACACAGCUGCGAGGUGUUCGGCUCUUCGGUGGGACACCCAGCGUUCUCUAGCGGUUUCCGGUAUAUGAACUCCAGAGAAUAAUCAGGUGAAUAAGUUCAGGAAUUAAUCAGUGCAGAACUUGGAGUUAAAUCUCCGGGACAUGACUUUUUAGGGUCAGAACCGAAAUUUCAAUGAACAUUUGAGUCGAAGAUAAUCAACUACUGUGAAAUAACCACGUAAUGCCCAUUCUACAAACAAGUAGUACUAAGAGUAGUAUGAAGUCCAUAUGGUAAAGGUAUUAUACCGUACUCCCGAUGUAGAUACUUGCUAAAAGCCCAGACACGUGCGUCGCCGAUAUUCUGCCGCUGCGUGACACAGCUGUGAGAGGUUCGGCUCUUCAAUGGGACCCCCAGCGUUCUCUAGCAGUCAUGGCCCGGAGAUUUAACUCCAAGUUCUGCACUGAUUAAUUUCUGAAUUUAUUCACCUGAUUAUUCUCUGGAGUUCAUAAACCGGAAACCGCUAGAUAACGCUGGGGGUCCUACUGAGAAGCCAAAUACAUCGCAGCUGUGUCACGCAGGGCAGAAUAUCGGUGAAACACGUGUCUGGGCUUUUAGCAAGUAUCUGUUUUGGGAGUGCGCUAUAAUACCUUUACUUUAUGGAAAUCAUACUACUCGUAGCACUACUUAUUUGUAGAAUGGGCAUUACGUGGUUAUUCCAAGGUAGUUGAUUGUCUUCGAUUUGAAUGUUCAAUGAAAUUUUGGUUCUGACCCUUAAAAGUCAUGUCUGGUAGAUUUAACUCCAAGUUCUGCACUAAUUAAUUUCUGAAAUUAUUCACCUAAUAUACAUAUAUAUAUAUAUAUAUAUAUAUAUCAAUCAGGAAUGGGCGCACACCGAUCUAUUGGCUUCACAAAGCAAACAAGCUCCGUAUGUGUGGCAAAGGUCACGAACAGGCAACCAAUUACCAGGCCGAAGUCGGCCAAGUCAUAAUAGCAGCGAGGAGGGACGACAGAGAAUGCGGGUAGAUUGAUACAGCACUGUUUCGGGCUUAUUCUGCCUUCAUUCAGCCAAUCAUAACCCUGACCACCAGCAGCUGAGACCAGAAACACAAACAUGCGCACAGACGCACCUGGCGCAGUCGGUCCACCACUGAGGCCUACCAGAUGGGUCAUAAGCACUUCAUCGAACCGAAGUUCAUCAGUGCCUCGCCACCUGUCAUUCUCUGUCGCUGCAGAUCGGGUAUUUAUCAAUCAGGAAUGGGCGCACACCGAUCUAUUGGCUUCACAAAGCAAACAAGCUCCGUAUGUGUGGCAGAAUAAGCCCGAAACAGUGCUGUAUCAAUCUACCCGCAUUCUCUGUCGUCCCUCCUCGCUGAUAUAUAUAUAUAUAUAGAUAAUGUUAGGGGGCUCUCACCGAUCGUUCAUACGGAACUCACUCGUUCCGUUGUGCCUUUAUGGACUCACUCUCGAGCCCAACCAGCAGCCGCACAGCGGCGCAUGAUAUAUAGGCAGAAUAGUAUUACCGACAAAGACAAGGGAGACUGGAAUGGCCAUUUCUGGCUUAUUAGCCGUCGUCAGCCAGCCAUACCCAAGCCCGAAGUGUGGAACACCCGAGCCUCGAACUCGCGACCUCUUGGUUUAGAAGUCAACGCCUCUACUCACCGGGCCACUAGCCCGUUGCCCUGUCGGUUUUCGAUCGAGAAUAUACAAUGUUAGGGGGCGCUCACCGAUCGUUCAUACGGAACUCACUCGUUCCGUUGUGCCUUAUGGACUCUCUCUCGAGCCCAACCAGCAGCCGCACUGCGGCGCAUGAUAUACAGGCAGAAUAGAAUUACCGACAAAGACAAGGGAGACUGGAAUGGCCAUUUCUGGCUUAUUAGCCGUCGUCAGCCAGCCAUACCCAAGCCCGAAGUGUGGAACACCCGAGCCUCGAACUCGCAACCUGUUGGUUUAGAAGUCAACGCCUCUACUCACCGGGCCACGAGCCCGUUGCCCUGUCGGUUUUCGAUCGGGAAUAUACAAUGUUAGGGGGCGCUCACCGAUCGUUCAUACGGAACUCACUCGUUCCGUUGUGCCUUAAGGGAUCUCUCUCGAGCCCAACCAGCAGCCGCACAGCGGCGCAUGAUAUACAAGCAGAAUGGAAUUACAGACUCCUUUCCAGUCUCCCUUGUCUUUGUCGGUAAUUCCAUUCUGCCCAUAUAUAUAUAUACAUCAAAAGAAGAGGAGGCGUUCACCGGGAGAGGUGUAUUUGAGGUCUGACGUUUCGGGUAGUCGUUUCUUCUACCCAUCUUCAGAGACUGAGCAGUCGUGCACACAGCUUUCCUUUUUAUGUCGCACUUUGUUCAAAGCCUGGCCCAUCAAUGCCGCCUGAUGGGCCAGGCUUUGAACAAAGUGCGACAUAAAAAGGAAAGCUGUGUGCACGACUGCUCAGUCUCUGAAGAUGGGUAGAAGAAACGACUACCCGAAACGUCAGACCUCAAAUACACCUCUCCCGGUGAACGCCUCCUCUUCUUUUGAUAUGCCACCCGGGAAUCGCAUUUUCACCACUAUUGAUAUAUAUACAUUUAUGGAGCAGGAGUGGUAUUCAUUCCGUGACGAUAUAAUGUAAGAAUUUCUUCGGAAAAUAUCCUGUUUUACUCGUUUUGUCCUCGUUGUCCUGCAGUGGAACUAGUUCAAAUCUACAUUUUCCGAAGAACCUCUUCCUUUUUCAUAUAUUUAUGUGUCUGUUAAGCAGUUCACAAAUGAAAGCUUACUAUGAUGCUUUUCUUUUCAUACAUGCUUUCUACCGAACUACCGAACCAACACACUAAAGUACCGUUUGUACGCUUUAGAGCGCAGGUCCUGGCGACAGUGGCGGCGGACUAUUCUGUCCUUCAUUGGAAGGCGGAGAUUGGUUCUGGUAUGGAAUGAUACAGGCCGGAGCAACUACGACACCGUCAGACUAUGUGGUCGUCACCAAAGUCAAAGCUGUCCACGACUGGGUUAAACUGAAUGCGAUAUCUCUGGGCUUGUAA
Spirometra erinaceieuropaei is the source of this 7062-nucleotide messenger RNA. The record is from the annotation of a GenBank genome assembly. Lineage: Eukaryota; Metazoa; Platyhelminthes; Cestoda; Diphyllobothriidea; Diphyllobothriidae.